UAUAAACUAAGUAAAUAGAGCGAUAAAAUAAGAGAUAAUUGUUCAAAGUCUGUACUCUCUGUCCCAUUAAUUAUGGAACUUACUACGUUCAUAUUAUAAAAAAUAGCCCCAAAAAAAUCGGGUUGAAUAUAAUUAAACGCAGGUUUUUCUAAAUAUAUAUAAAAAAAUCACUGGUCUGUCAUCAAUAAACUAAACACACAUUGUUUUUUAUACGAUACAAUAUUACUGUUAUAUUUUUGUGACAAUAGGCACCAAAAUUUUGACAGAAUUUUGACGCCAUUACGAAUGUUACUAAAAGUGUUAGUUUUGCCGUUUUAAUUUUAAAUGCAUCUAUAUUCUCGAAUUCUGUUUUUAAUGCUAAAACAUAAUUUCUUUUAUACCUAAACAGUCACUGUGAAUAAAUAUGGUUUUUAAGGACUGUUGAAAACCCAAUCUUAGUCUUCGCGUUGUAUAAAUAUACCAGAUGAAUGAAAUCUGAAAUGAGAAUUUCGUCAUAGUGAAAUUACUAAAUGGUUUGAAUUUUUAGUUAAUUACUACCUUUUUUUACAAUUGCACGUGUAAUAAAAAAAAAUACGUAUGUUAAGAGGCUGUGAUAUCUUCUACGACUCACAGAUGACAAUUUCUGACAUGGAGAGAGAGGAAAGUAAUAAUCCAUAAUCAGUGCAAAUUAUAAUUCAAGAGCAGUGAAUAUUAUUAACUAGCAACAGUGUGAAUUAAUGAAGAUUAAUACUUCAAAUUAUAGGCGAGCAACAUUAAUAAUUAAUAACAAGCAGCAGUGAAAAUUAUAGUCCACCAACAGAACAUAUUAUUUAUCCACAAGAGUGAGAAUUAUAGUUCGACAAUAGCGUUAGUUAUAGUGAGGCAACAGAUCGAAUAUGUCUAGCAAGAGAGCACAUAAUUUAUAAGCAAUAGUGUAAAUUAUACAUCUGCAACGGUGCUAAUUAUGGAACAGCCAUUGUGCAAAUUAUAGAACAGCAACAGUAUGAUUUAUGGACCAGCAACAGUGCAAAUUAUCGAACACCAAUAGUGCAAUUAAGAGACCAGCCACAGUGCAAAUUCUAGACCAGCAACAGGGUGAUUAAUGAACCAGCAACAGUGCGAAUGAAUUAUAGAACAGGAAAAGUGCUAAUUAUACACUAGAAACAGGACGAAUUAAUAAAGAGUGAAUCGUAUGAAAAGGCGUAAUGAUCGGCUGUUAAUAUGUACGUUUACUGAGGCAGGAGCGUCAAUUUUUGAAAGGUUGAAGACUUCGAUGAAGUUGUGCAGCAGAGAACCGAAUUCUGAACACAAGUUGGCUGUGACGGAAGUGGGAAACUCAGGACUUGUCUCGACUUUGGCAAGGCAGAGAGUUGCCUCAAAUGAGCAAGGUUUGAAAUGGAAGGAAGAUGCUAAAUCCUCCCUUGCUUCGCGUGUCGACGAUGCGAAUUCUGAUCACAACUCUGCUAUGACUGGAGACCGCAAACCCGGGAGGAUACGAGAGGGUUUCAGAAGAGAGGAAAGUUGGCCCACAGGAGAAAGACCUGAAACGGGAGGUACGUGAUGAAGAACUCUGUACGUACACGUCAAACUUGAUGCACCUUUCCCGUGCUUCUGAGAGCCCAGCAAGUUCAAAACUUUCUUACCACGAUGGAGGAGCGUGUCGAGACGUGGGUAUAAAUGACCCUAACUUGAGUUUCCCGUUUACUAACUUGGCGAGUCACGGAGAAAACUUGGGCCUCUCCGUGCCGACUGAAGUUAGAAUGGACUCAGGGAAUGAGAAUGACGUAUUGACAGUCAUCGGAGACUGUGUAUCUCAUCCAGACGUCAUCGUUCCUCGCGUAAAUGAAACCUUGCCAAGCUACUCUGAAGAUACAAUGAAAAGUUCCCGAGAUUGGGCCUUGUAUUACUGUUCAUUGGUGACUAAGGAAAACACUGCAGCUGCUAGGAAAGGAACACAACAGCACCAAGCGACGCUAAAUCAGAGCCAGGACAUCUUCCCCACACCCGUGACUGAGAGUCGCUGGAGAGUCAACGCCAGGAAAGAAAUUGUUCAGUGUUAUUGUGGAAAUCCUGAGACUGAGAAAUAUGGAGACCUGAAGGUAGUGCAGGAGCAAAAUCCAGAGAGUUUGCUACUUCUUCGGGACUCGUGUAGCGAGACUAGAGAAGACCGGCUCUGUAGAGCCUCCAGCCAGACCACUCACUCAGACCACGAUCAUUCAUGGAGAGCUCCACACCAGACCACUCACAUAGACCACAGCUCACUCCAGCGACCUACCAGCAGCCAGCAGAGUAGUGAGCAGCGUUCUACACCCCACUCAGACUACCAGCCCACCAGACAUCGUCUGUGUGGUGGGCAGCUUAGGACAGUCCACAGCCCCUCUCAAUCUACUUCCGAAAGUCACUCAGUGACCCCGUGGGGCAGAUGUAGGGACACGGGGCCAUCGUGGGCACUGUGGGUACUGCCUCUGCUCCUACUGCCCACUGUCGUACUGGCAGACACCGAAGUUCGACCCUCGUUGGCUACACCACUGCAAAACUUGACUGUAGCAGCGGGACGUAGAGCCAGACUGACUUGUGUAGUGGAGAACCUGGGUAACUACAAGGUAGCGUGGACACACUAUGGACGCACCGGAAGAGCGGUGCUCACAGUGGACACCCAGGUGAUCACUAAAAACCAGAGGGUGUCCCUCCUGAAGGAGAGAGGAGGAGCUUCCUGGUCCCUGGUCAUUAAGAACGUCACCACCACCGACCUGGGAGACUACUUGUGCCAGGUCAACACUGUACCACCAGAGAAACUCUACUUUCACAUAUCCGUCGUGGUUCCUCCCGUUAUCGUGCGUCCUCCAGAGGACGUGACAGUGGCCGAGGGUGAUGAGGUCACCCUUGAGUGCGACGCUACAGGUGACCCGUCCCCCACACUCACCUGGAGGAGGGAGGAUGGUAACCCCUUCUCCCUCAAUCACUCUAGAGUGCGGGAGGCAGGCGGGCCACGUCUCCAGUUGGCCUCCGUCAGUAGGGAGGACAGCGGAGCUUUCCUGUGUGUAGCCUCCAAUGGGGUGCCUCCGGCAGUGUCCGCCCGCGUUGAAGUCUCCGUUAAGUGUGAGUACAGUAUAGUUCAUGGGAGUACAUGGAAAAGACAGAUAUCAGAAGAGGGGUCGCUGGAGACGUGGGAGCCCUGGGGGACUGGCAGAUCCACCUUGGUCAUCACCUCCGUCACCCAAGAGGACUUCGGUCACUACCGCUGCACUGUCGUUAACACGCUAGGCUCUAACUCUUCUAUGUUGGCGCUUGUCGAGCUCUCCACUACCACAACUACAACCACGACAACAACCACCACUACUACCACCCUCUCUACCACCACUACUACUACUACCGAAGCUACUCCUGAGACAGAAGGAGAUAUGUACAACGUUAAGGGUCGAGUAGACGGCAAGGUACUGGAGAAAAUCUACCUGGUGCCUGAUACAGCUUCCUCAUCCACUUCCUCUUCAUCCUCCUCCUGGCAGCAUACGAGUGCCCCCCCAGGAGCUGCUUCCCCCACCGAGGCCGCCCCCCACCGCUACGUCCAGGACGCUGCGCCUCCCAGCGACCCCCGCCCCCGCCCACUCUACCCUGUCAAGAGAAUAUUUACGCAUUUAUCCAAAGAACUCAAAGGCCGCUUUUCUGGAGCAAACAAAGCAAGCAAACAUGCAAACAAUCUCAACUCUGGACAAGGAAAAGGUCGCUGGCGACGUUAUAUAUCUGGCAAGAGGUCGCUGGCGACGUUAUAUAUCUGGCAAGAGGUCGCUGGCGACGUUAUAUAUCUGGCAAGAGGUCGCUGGCGACGUUAUAUAUCUGGCAAGAGGUCCUUGACGACGUUAUAUAUCUGGCAAGAGGUCCUUGACGACGUUAUAUAUCUGGCAAGAGGUCGCUGGCGACGUUAUAUAUCUGGCAAGAGGUCGCUGGCGACGUUAUAUAUCUGGCAAGAGGUCGCUGGCGACGUUAUAUAUCUGCAAGAGGUCGCUGGCGACGUUUAUAUUGGCAAGAGGUCGCUGGCGACGUUAUAUAUUGCAGAGUCGAUGCGAGUUAUAUAUCUGGCAAGAGGUCGCUGGCGACGUUAUAUAUCUGGCAAGAGGUCGGUGGCGACGGCAGUAUUACAAGGGAGUCAAAAUACAAACAUUUAA
Messenger RNA from Cherax quadricarinatus, 4142 nucleotides. NCBI's taxonomy places the organism in Eukaryota, Metazoa, Arthropoda, Malacostraca, Decapoda, Parastacidae. The record is from RefSeq and is a predicted model, not a curated record.